CUAGCGGUGGUCGGCCUAGGCGGUAUCGGAAAGACGCAAGUCGUGCUGAGCUUUGCGUAUGCCGUAAAGGAACAGCAACGCGAUGUGUCGAUCUUCUGGGUGCCUGCAGUAAGCGCAGAGACUUUCGAGCGGGCGAUGGGAGAGAUCGCAAAGGCGCUUGGGAUACGAACAGCAGCAGACAAGAGUGAAGAGGUCAAAGAAGUUGUGAAGGCAUACCUAAGCGGAGCGCAGGCAGGCAAGUGGCUGCUAAUCGUCGACAAUGCUGAUGACAUGCGUGUCGUGGAAGAGCUGCUGCCGUACCUGCCGCACAGUGCUGCUGGGUCGGUAAUCUUCACGACGCGGACGACAGCGGUCGCGCAGCAGCUGGUCGGUAGCAACACAAUUGAGCUAGUCAAAUUGCAGCCGGACGAAGCAAUCCAACUGCUGACGCACGCAUUGAAGCACAAGGAGGUCUUGCAGGGGACAAGCGCAGUGACCGAUUUCUUCGAAGAGCUGGACUAUCUUCCUCUAGCAAUCACGCAAGCAGCGGCAUACAUCAACAUCAACACCAACAUGUCGAUCGCCGAAUAUUUGAGACUGAUUCGGGGCACCGACGACGACAAAGUACAUCUGCUGAGCAAGGAGAUCCGCGACCACACGCGCUACGAACAAUCGAGCAACGCGGUUGCACGGACAUUGAUAUUGUCCUUUGAGCAGGUUCAAGAACGAGACUCGGCAGCGGCGGACCUUUUGCGGUUCAUAGCAUGCAUUGAAUGGAAAGACAUCCCCCACUCGAUUCUUCCUGUAAUACGACCCGAGGCGCGAAUGCUCGAAGCGAUCGGUACACUCUGUUCAUAUGCAUUUGUCAGCAAGCGGACGGAUGGGAUGGCGUACGAAAUGCACCGGCUCGUCCAUCUAGCAAGCUGGUUAUGGCUGCGCGAAAUGGGCCA
Molecule: messenger RNA, 929 nt
Organism: Dissoconium aciculare CBS 342.82
Lineage: Eukaryota; Fungi; Ascomycota; Dothideomycetes; Mycosphaerellales; Dissoconiaceae
Exons: 1
Molecular function (GO): ADP binding
Source: RefSeq, a predicted model, not a curated record